This is a messenger RNA of Centruroides sculpturatus (bark scorpion), 2856 nucleotides long. RefSeq names its product noelin-like. Lineage: Eukaryota; Metazoa; Arthropoda; Arachnida; Scorpiones; Buthidae. Gene Ontology annotation, biological process: signal transduction. The record is from RefSeq and is a predicted model, not a curated record. The transcript is spliced from 10 exons. Bases 358 to 2274 code for a protein of 638 amino acids.
GAGAUUUUCCAAUAUAUACUUCACUGUUAAGAUAAAAAUUACAUUGAUCUAUAGCUUUAUUUUCGUCUCAUCACGUGAUACUUAAGGCCUUCUGUACACGUGAACACGCAAACUAGUUACCAGUUACUCGCUCUUUAUUAUAAUGAAGUACUACCUAUAUUUUCUUUUAAAAAUGUCAAAGUAUUAACGGGUGAAUGAAUAAUUCAAUCGCCGUUAUCUUUAUGGGUUUGCGCUUGGACUAAUACAUGUGACCGUGACGUAAUUCAGCAUAUCCUAUUGGCUGCAAGUUAGAACAUAAGGCACGUGGAAGACACGACCCACUCACACCAUGUGUUGGACGGAGAGUGCACUUUCAACAUGGCAGCUAGUCAGGCAGCCAAUACAUCUCGCUUACUGUACGCUCUGGUGCUGUUACUCUACGUAGGACUGAUAAUCAAUGCAUAUUUUACAAUAAGGAUUUACACGUCAUUAAAACACGAAUGUGAAACUGUUAAUCACAUAAUAGAAGAUGAUAAUUCGCAUAAGAGAGCCAAGAGAGAUGCUGCAAUUGAUGUAUCGCCAUCGGAUGAAUCGCUGCUGCUAACAUCCUAUUCCAAGUUAUCUUUUACAGCUUUUAAAGAAUUCUGUCUGGAAAUAAGGAAUAGUUGCCCUUUGGGUUCACCUGGUCCACCAGGUCAUCCUGGACAAAAGGGAGAUCCUGGAGAUAGAGGACUUCCAGGUCCUAUGGGACCACGUGGCUUACCUGGAUUACCAGGGACUGAAAGAAUUGAAAUUCCUUAUCGAGAAUACGAAUCGGAUCGAAUGAUUAACGACGAUCCAUUACCAUUCCACAAAAGAAAAAACGUUGCUCCGAGCAUCAUAAAUAACGAAGAGUUCUACGUUGUAGAAGAAGGUAAUCAUCUUACAUUAACCUGUACAGCUGAUGGUGUACCCAAACCUGAUAUCACGUGGAGCAGAGGUGAUUCUGAAAGGUUUCACUCCCCUCAUUUAAAAUCCGUUCGAGGCACUCAACUGCACUUAAGAAACGUGAAAAGAUGGGAUGCUGGUACUUACGUGUGCAUGGCAUCAAACGGUGUAGCCAUGCCAGCUUACAAAACAUAUCAAGUGGAAGUUAUAUUUCCACCUCGUGUGAGAGUGACAAAGACAGUUUACGCAUCAAUCGGCGAAGGAGCAGUGUUGCAUUGUUGGGUAGAAGGAUACCCAAAACCUCUGACCAUGUGGAUGCGUGACGGAAAUCACGUACUGGAAAGUGGCAGCGAGUAUAAAAUUACAGAAACGUGGAAGGAUUACAGCUAUCACGUGGCUCUCAACAUCACUUCAGUACAGAGCAAAGACUACGGAGUUUACAGAUGCAGUAGCGUUAACGAAAAGGGUAAAUCCCAAGCUAGAGCUAUUUUAAAAGACUCAGAAACUGAUACUUCAAAUCCUGGAAACUAUACAGAUAUAUCUUCUGUUAGGUACGACGGUACAUCAACCUGGAAACACAGGACGGAUGAUAAAGGUUGCUUACUAAGUCAAGUGGGUAAACCAGUCUUUUAUCGUUACACACCAGUAGAAUGGGGUACGUGGAUGCAGGACACAUACCCCAGAACAUCCCAAGAUUCACAGAAACUGUGGAUGACCAUAGACACCGAUCCGGAUCUUCUCUACGAAUAUUCAGACAAGGAGGCAUUUCGUAAGGACAACUGCACUAAGAAGUACACCCUCCCAUACAAAUUUGUGGGAAACGGUCAGGUGAUCCACAAUGGAUCCUUCUAUUACCACAGAGAGAACACCAACCAACUGAUUAAAUUCGAAUUGCAAAGUGGUACCAUAACCAUCUCGUCGAUACCUGAUGCAUCACACCAACCGGAUCAAUUUCUAUAUUCCACGCGCCAUAACUUUAUGGAUGUAGGCGUGGAUGAAAACGGAAUGUGGCUAGUGUAUUCGAAUUUACACAACACGAAUACAAUGGUGAGGAAACUGAAUCCCGAUACCCUAAAUACCGAAGGUGUUUGGAACAUCAGUCUGGAUCACAGGCACGCUGGGGAGAUGUUUGUAGUUUGUGGUGUGUUGUAUGUAGUUCAGAGUGCCACAGAAUGGAAAUCUCACAUAGCAUCGGCGUACGAUCUUUAUGGAAACCAAAUGGUCCAUGUUAGUUUAGAUUUCACCAACCCGUUCCGACAGAACACCAUGAUUUCCUAUAAUCCAAGAUACGCUUUCAUAUACACAUGGGAUAAAGGAAACCAAUUAAUUUAUCCGGUGCGAUUUGUUAAUCCAAUUAUUAAAAAUUAACCCACCCCCCUUCGUGAUAUUUUUCUCUUCAUAACCGUAUUUUUAUGAAGUUCAGAACUCAAAUAUAUAUAUACAUAUAUAUGAGAAAAAAAUUAAUAUAAAGAUAAAUUUAUAUUGGGCACACUCGCACUUUUAUAAUUUUAAAUUUUAAAAUAAUAAAAAUAAUAUAAUAAUAAUAAUAUAAAAUAUAAAUAAAAAUCAAGUUGAAUAAUGAUUUCUUUCCUUUAAACUAUUCGUUCGUACCGAGUAAAGAUGUGAAUCGUGGAGGAAGUGAUGCGGAAGAGCAACUGGAUAACUAUGUUCUUCCGCAUCAUUAAGGACUCUUUAAAGUUUAAAUUUCGAAUUAGAAAGUUUCAAAUAGAAUAAAAUGGUAUUUUGUCUAAGAACAAUUUGUUAAAAUAAGAUUUUAGAAUUUUUGUUUCCCGUUUUCUUUACUAACAACACGCAUCAAAUGCAUGGUCCAUCUUUAAAUCUGAUAUAAUGAGCGAGUGAAGACUUUUUACUGAAAGAGAAAAAAUAUAUAUAUAAUAGUGAAUAGUGGACAACGUACACUAAAUUGUGUAAUUUUAUUGAAAAUAAAUG